AUGAAAUCGCCCAUUCCCGAUUACCUGCACCACGUGCUCGAGGUGGCGCGUCCCAACGACGGAGGCGCUGCUGCGGCAUACAUCGAGACGCUGGCCAAAGCCGACACGUCCAAGAUGGCAGUAGCUCUGGCCAUGGUCGACGGCAAUGUAUACUCUGCAGGAGACGACAGGGUCGAGUUUUCGAUCCAGUCCAUCGCAAAGGCGUUCGUAUACGCCAUGGCCAUCGAGGACUCUGGGCUCGAGGCAGUGUUGAAGAAGAUUGGCGUCGAGCCUUCAGGCGACAAGUUCAACCAACUCUCGCUCGAGCGCAACACGAACCGUCCGAUGAACCCGAUGAUCAACGCUGGAGCCAUCACCGCACACACGCUUGUCGUUUCGCCGACUGCGACGCUGCACCAACGGACCGAGCGCAUUCUCCAAGCCCUGUCGCGACUCGCAGGCCGCCAACUACGCGUCGACGAGGAGGUCUACGAGGCUGAGCUGAGGACUGCCGACAGAAACAUGGCUAUCGGCUACAUGCUCAAGGCUGCUGGUGUCAUCUCCUGCGAUCCUCAGGAGGCCGUCAGGGGCUACAUCAGACAGUGCUCCAUCAAUGUCAACGUCCAAGACUUGGCCAUGAUGUCCUCCGUCCUGGCCAACGGCGGCAUGCAUCCUCUCACCGGAGAGCAGAUGAUCCCGCAGACGAGUGUCCGUCAGGUCUUGUCCGUCAUGACGACCUGCGGCAUGUACGACGCUGCUGGUGAUUGGGUGUCCAACGUCGGCUUCCCGGCAAAGAGCGGUGUCGCAGGUGCCAUCAUCGGUGCUCUGCCCGGCCAAGUCGGCAUCGCCACCUUCUCUCCAAAGAUCGACGAACGCGGUAACAGCGUUCGUGGCGUCGCCAUGUGCGAACAACUUUCGCGCGACAUGGGACUACACAUGAUGGAUGUCAGUCACGUCGCACGAUCCACCGUCCAAACAAGUGUCUCCACCCUCGUCGAUGGCGAACACGAAAACCACAACAAGAACUGCGAGCGCAAGGUCAUCGUCUUCAAGCUAAGAGGUGCCGUACGUUUCCCCGGUGCAGAAAGAUUGACAAGAGCUCUGUCGCGGGAACUUGGAGAGUCAGACCCUAUGGACCCAGGAUCUGGCGACCACCGGAAUGCCUGCGCUAUCGUCUUUUCCUUCCGUCACGUCUACUCCCUGAACUUCAUCGCGCGACGACUCAUCCAUGAGAACAUCACACGACUGCUGACCGAGCAUAAAAAGCUGGUCAUUAUCGAUCCUUCGAGCGUACUGGAGUGGGAUCCCGCAAAAGCUAAGGAAGGCCGCAAUCCCAUGGUCGUCAAAGAUGACACCGAAGCUCGAGACUACAUUGGUGGCACCGGCUGUCAUGCCGUGUCCCAAGAUCCUGAAUGGUGA
Aureobasidium subglaciale EXF-2481 is the source of this 1398-nucleotide messenger RNA. RefSeq lists its product as uncharacterized. NCBI's taxonomy places the organism in Eukaryota, Fungi, Ascomycota, Dothideomycetes, Dothideales, Saccotheciaceae. The record is from RefSeq and is a predicted model, not a curated record. Gene Ontology annotation, molecular function: glutaminase activity. The coding region runs from base 1 to 1398 and encodes 465 amino acids. Gene Ontology annotation, biological process: L-glutamine catabolic process. The transcript has a single exon.